CUUGAAACUCUGAUAAGCACGGACAAAGAAAAAAAUGGAAGGGUGGCACGAAACUACCGUUUGAUCUUGAAAGGGCGCAGUGCGAAACGGAGGCCGUCAAUAUACCAGAUUUCAAUUAAGGGAAGCCAAGCACAAGUACAAGUCACAGAACAACGGCAGCAAUGGAUGAUGGCAUGAGCGCAAGUGAACUGCGGCAGCGCUACGAGCGCGGGGGGAGCGUGCGCGACAGCGACCUCAGUGCGGCCCAAUUGCGGUCCAGAUACGCUAUCCCUGGCAACACGUUCAAGGAGAAGCCGUCCGACUCAAACACUAUGAUGGUCAUUGCGGUGGUUGUCGUGUUGGUGAUCCUUGCUGGUGGCGCGUAUGCGUUUAUGGGUCAUUAACAUCACCAGCCUACAAUUUCUUCAGGCAGACGACAUAACGGCGAUUCUACGAUGCACUACCCUCGCCGUUCAAUAUACUCCAUU
Molecule: messenger RNA, 467 nt
Organism: Phytophthora nicotianae INRA-310
Lineage: Eukaryota; Oomycota; Peronosporomycetes; Peronosporales; Peronosporaceae
Exons: 2
Coding region: 162-383 (73 amino acids)
Source: RefSeq, a predicted model, not a curated record